AUGGAUGCCGCAGCACGUGGGGCGAUCGAGGUGACGGUGCCGUGCCCGAAUUGCGGCGAGGAGGUUGCCAUCUACUGGCCCCCGCUGGACGACCUCGUGAUCGGUCCGCCACCUGCGCGCAUGGAGGCCAUGUGCUCCUUCUGCCGUUCACGCGCCUGCACCCUGGCCCGGGGCUCCGACGGGAUCUACCGUGUGGAGGACCGGCGCAGGCCCCGCCUCGCGCCGCACCCAGCCAGCCCCGCACGGACGGCGGCGCGUGCCCAGCCAGGCGCGGCUCCCUCGAGGCCGGCGGCCUCGAGCCGCCCCGCCAACGUGGGGAGGGCCGCCCCGGCGCCCAGCCAGCGCGCCGCGGGCCGAGGCAGGGCGAGCGGGGGCGCGCGCCGCAGCUCCAGCGCCCCCACGGGAGCGGCCUGGGCUCCCGCGUGGGCGGCGGCCGACUGGGAGGAGAGCCCCAUGUUGGCGCCUCCCCUGGACCCUGGUGCUGAGCUCGUGCCGCAGCGGGCGGCCGAGGGGCCUUCCUGGGCAUCUGGCGCUCCCGCCCCGACCGCGCACGGCGGCGCUGGCGCUGGCGCUGGGCGCAUCGUGUACGGUGCGCCCGCCCCGACUGCGCACGGCGGCGCUGACUCUGGGCGCAUCGUGUACGGUGCCCCGGCCGCGGCGGUCGACGGCGGCCAUUUCCUGGCCAGCUCGCAGGACGCGCACGGCGUCGCUGCGGAACGCCAUCGCCGGCAGGAGUCCUGGCUGGAACACGGCUUCCUCGAUUCGUCCGCGCUCGACCCCGCGGGCGGGCGGGACCGCGCGGCCGGCGACGCACCCGCAGACUCGGCCAGGGGCGACGAAGAGGAGCUCGACCGACCAGGUGCCGCAGCCGACGCCGAGGUACACGACGGCGCCAGCGGCACUAUCACGAAAGGGGAUCUCUCGGUGGAUUUCGACGGCCCGCGACCAGCGUCCCCAGCAGAGUCGCCGAGCGAGCGCGCAGAGGCGAGCGAAGGUUCCCAGCGGCCUGGCAACUCGUUUAACCUUCGCUCGAGUACAGCCACGAGGACAAAGAUGAGGACGCCGCAGAAGCUAGCUCAAGCCCUGGCUACGAUCCUCUUGGUGCCUUCCGGCCGAACGACCCGCCUGCGCCUUUAUAGCUGCAGGUGCUGUGGCGGCCGCUAG
Messenger RNA from Prorocentrum cordatum, 1164 nucleotides. Lineage: Eukaryota; Dinophyceae; Prorocentrales; Prorocentraceae. The record is from the annotation of a GenBank genome assembly.